Molecule: messenger RNA, 2691 nt
Organism: Acytostelium subglobosum LB1
Lineage: Eukaryota; Evosea; Eumycetozoa; Acytosteliales; Acytosteliaceae
Exons: 8
Biological process (GO): iron-sulfur cluster assembly
Cellular component (GO): cytosolic [4Fe-4S] assembly targeting complex
Source: RefSeq, a predicted model, not a curated record
UCAAUCAUAAUAGAUGUGAACUCUGGCAAGUUGACUAUACAACAGAUGGUUGAAGAUCUUGGAGAUCAUUUACAGAGUACAGAUACAUUGACUAGAGCUAGAGGCACUCUGUUGUUGUCAGAGGUGUUGUGUAGGCUACCUCAGUUGAAGUUGAAUGAGGGUCAGGUACAUUUCCUAUCAAUGUUCUAUUAUGAUCGUCUUAAAGACUUUGCCUGUGCAUCAGAGGUUGUUAAGGGUGUGUUUGGACUGGUGAUCAAUCACAAGGUGCCCUAUCCCAACAAUCAGAAGAUACUACGCGCAAUCUUCCAAGAGGUCCAUCCGACCACUCUAGCCCAAACACAUCGCAAGAUGGUACUUCAGAUCAUUGACUUUAUGUUACUUCAUAACCUUGCUGAGGUACAGGAGCUAAAGGGCGACUUCAUGUCUGGAUUCAUUCAGUUCAUUGACAAUGAGAAGGAUCCAAGGAACCUUAUAUUCACAUUCAUGCUCAUACCAAAGGUGAUAUUGUACAUACCAGAGUACAAGAGCUUCGCAGACUCACUGUUUGAGAUCAUCUCAUGCUACUUCCCAAUAUCAUUCAAUCCAAAGCCAGGUGAUCCAAACGGUAUCACCAAGGAAGCUCUUGUAACUGCAUUGCUUAACUGUUUCUCAGCAUCAACAUUCUUUGCCGAACACUCAAUACCAUUCUUAAUCGAUAAGAUAUGCUCUAAUGUUGUGGAUACAAAGGUUGAAUCAUUGAAGACAUUGACAUAUUGUUGCGAUAAGUAUGGUCCUGUGACCAUCAGACCAUUCCUCGAGGAUAUUUGGAGUACAUUGCGAUCACAGAUACUCACACAAAAGAGUGCCAUUGUCAUUGAGGAGUCCAAGAAGACUAUAUUCUACCUCACGAGGAACAUCUCGUCCGACCCCGAGACCCUUGAGUCCUUCCUCAAGAUGAUCGACAAGGAGUGUCUGCAUCACAUCAAGACAUCUCAAGACUCAAAGAUCGCCGUCAGCUGUGCUUCCAUCCUCUUCCAGACCAUCAGCUCAUGUGUCAAGGCAUCAAGGAUUGUACUGUCGCAUGUACUGCCAGAGCUGAUGGACUUCUUCCAGGAGCUUGCUCUUCAGCUGUCUGAUGAUCCAAUCCACAAGUCGAAUGAACAGUUGUCAGUGGUCGCACUAUUCAAUGAUAUAUUCAAGGCGAACAAUAUCUCAUUCCUACUCCAUCAUCAACAUCAACAUACAAGCGGCGAUGAGAUCAAUCCAAUUGAGAAGUAUGAGGACAGACUUUACAAACUGUUGAUUGGAUUGCUAUCCAACUCAUCAUUGUCAGUGCGUACACUUGCCGUAGACUGUUUGGCAAACCUCUACAUCUCCCAACUCAAGCACAGCUCACCUCCCACAUUCGUCCUGUCACAGGACAAGCGACAGGACAUCAUCAAGAGUCUCAUUGCAUUCCUCAACGACUCUGAUGACAAACAAAGAGAGAAGAGUCUUGAAGCUCUGAUGUCAAUCACAAAGCUUGAGCAAGUGGAGCAGAUGAACAACUAUGCAAUCCCCACACUGCUUCAAAUGAUCAAUGUCAAUCAAUCAAAGAGUGUCAAGGAGAGCAAGCACUACCUUGAAGCUUUCUCAAUGCUCUGCACCCAUCAGCCACUCCUUCAGAGUGUCAUCCCUCAGAUCAAGACUCUGUUGAAUCACAAUAUCAAACAACAAUAUACUUCAGAAGAGGAGUUCCAGAACUGUCUGUUGGUCGUGGAGAACUUGGAACAUACAUUCGCCAAAUCAAUUGAUGAGCAAACAAUGACGUUGUGCUACCGUGAUAUCCUGUUCCCUUUGAUCAAGGAGUUAUUUGAACAAGUCUUGCUUCCAUCCACUACUGGCAGCUCAGGCGCAAACAUUGGACACAACAAUAAGAUAAUGACACCCUCGCUCUCAAUGAUACAUGCAAUCAUUCAGAAUACAUCCAAAGAGCCAUCGAAGCUACAGGCGAUGAAUGCACUUGUGUGGCUGACCAAGGCAUUUGUGACCAAUGGCAAUCCGAUCAACAUCACCCUGGGCAACACACUCGCACAGCUCAUCUCCAACAAACAACAGGACGCACAGAUCUCACAGCUGGCGGCCAAGUCAUUCAACAACAUCCUGGCAGAGGAUCACGAGCUGUUCAGUCAGCAUUCGGGCGCAGUGAUCAAGAUACUGCACAAGCAGAAGUUCUUUGCCAUUAUGUUCCCAACACUGUUGGAAUCAUUCAAAGAGUAUCAGCAAUCAAACAAUGUUGCCAUAUCAUCACAGUACUUGGUGGCCAUUACCAACAUGCUGAGGAAUGUGCCCAAGGAGGUGUUGUUGAGCGAGCUCACCGAGGUGCUACCAAUCGUAUUGCACUCACUUCAGUCGAACCAAGCCGACCUACUCAACUCCAGUCUUCAGACACUGUCCAUGUUGGUGGAGGAGGCGCCAACUUCACUCUCCUCGCACAUCGACUCACUCAUUCCAACACUAAUCAGGAUAUCCACGACUGGCGAGUCAUUGAACUUUAGGAAAUCAAGUCUUGAAGUACUUACCAGGAUAUCAAGGGACAUUGCCUAUCCAAAGAUAUACCCAUUCAGGAAUCAGGUGAUCAAUGGAAUAGUACCAUGUCUGGAUGAUAAGAAGAGAUUGGUUCGUAAGGAGGCCACCAGGUGCAGAAACAGUUGGUUUAUUCUACAAACGAAC